Papaver somniferum (opium poppy) is the source of this 1839-nucleotide messenger RNA. RefSeq names its product protein FAR1-RELATED SEQUENCE 5-like. The record is from RefSeq and is a predicted model, not a curated record. Gene Ontology annotation, biological process: regulation of DNA-templated transcription. Lineage: Eukaryota; Viridiplantae; Streptophyta; Magnoliopsida; Ranunculales; Papaveraceae. The coding region runs from base 266 to 1807 and encodes 513 amino acids. The transcript is spliced from 4 exons.
CCAAAAUACUUUCUGAACAGAAAGUAACUUCUUCCUAUCCCACUUAUUUCUACUUGUUAUGUCGAAAAGAAAAAAACAAAGGGAGUUAUUUUAAGAACACCCACAAUAAGAAGAAGAUGAUUCAGGAUUGACACCAUCUUUUAGGGUUUGAACUUCCAAUCCACAUUAAGAACACCAUAUUCUAGGGUUUCCGAACUUCCGCUUACCACUAAUUACGAAACAAUUUACUGUCAUCGAUUCAUUUCUGCUGAAAAAAUUCUUAACGAUGGCAAAAGCACUGGUUAUAGAUCAGAAUCUGACAUCAACUCUACAAAUCAAUGAGGAGGAAGAAGAAAAAGAAGACAGUGGGUAUGAUGCUGAUGUCACAGGUAACAAAAUUCCGGAGGAAACUAAUACCAGUAAUAGUAACACAGGAGCUAGACGAGGAGGAAGUCGUAAUAACGCUGCAACAGCUUUGAAGUCAAAAGCCAGUGAACUUACUCUUUCUUUUGAAGGCAAAGUUUAUGUCUUUCAUAAAGUUAAUCCAGAAAAGAUUUGGAUAAACAGGUGCAAGCUGUGCUUUCAAUACUUGGAGGGAGUGAUAUACCUGAUGGUAUGCCUAAGCAUUGACACACAUUUCCAUAUAAUCAUCGUGAUGGGCGGGCAAUGCCCACGCUGCUUGAAUGGUUCUCGCAGAAUUGCUUCUUUAGUUAGAUUUCGUGAAAAACGGAAAGACAGAUAUUAUGACAAGAAGUUUCGGAACAAUGCUCAUAAGAAGGUGGAACAGAAGAUGGAUAAGAAAAGUACAAAAUCUCCAAUUGAACUUAAUGAGACCUUCCAAACCGGAGGCAAUAUUCUUAUGGAAACAAAUAUUGGAGUUUCAAAGGAUAUUGAGGUACCAAAACUUGGCAUGAUUUUCCAGUCAGAUGAUGAAGCAUACGACUUUUACAAUCGUUAUGCUAGAUCCGUGGGAUUUAGUAUAAGGAAAAGUUCAUCCACACAUCGUUCAGAUAAGACAGUCUCGAGAAGAAUUUUUUGUUGCUCUAAAGAAGGUGUCUAUCGUGAACAUUCAAGGGGUGCUCCCAUGAAACCACGGUUACAAACACGAACUGAUUGUAAAGCAAGACUUGUGAUCAGAAUACAAGACGAUGGAAGUUAUUCAGUGGCAGAAUUUGUUCUUGAACAUAACCACGAACUUGUUCCUCCAUCUGAAGUUCACAUUUUGAGAUCACAUAGAAAGAUGCGAGAAGCCCAGACUGGAAUGUUCAACAAUUUGCAGCUUGUAGGAACUGGAGCCACUGGAUUUUACUCGUAUAUGAGUGCAGAAGAUGGAAAAACCCACAAUCUCAGUUUCACACAAGUGGAAUCAUCUAAUCACUUAGAUAAAAGAUCUAAAAACAUUUUGAUGACGGGAGAUGUGCAAAUCAUGUUAGAUUAUUUCAAUUGCAUGCAAAAGGAGAACCCAUAUUUCUUCUAUUCAAUACAAAUGGACGGUAAUAACCAAAUUUGCGGUUGUUUUUGGUCUGAUGCUAAAUCACGGAUCGAUUAUAGCUUUUUCGGUGAUGUGGUAUGGGUUGAGACCACAUUCAGGACUAGUGAUUAUGAUAAGCCAUGUGCCUUAUUUGUUGGUGUGAAUAAUCACGGGCAAGCAAUUCCCUUUGGUUGUGCACUGUUGUGGGAGGAGACUGCAGAAUCUUUUGUAUGGUUGUUCCAAACAUUUUUGGAAGCAAUGAAUGGAAAACCACCCGAGUCAAUUUUUACAGACCAAGCCCCACAGAUAUCUGAUGCUGUUGGACGAGUACUUCCUAUGUUCGUGGCAUAUCUAUGAAAAUGCUUUGAGGCACCUCUCUGAUGUGUUUG